AAAGAAUGGCUGUUAUCGUUGCUGGCUGUGGUCUUAAAAUAUGGUUGCGUUCUAUAAAAAUGGAAUUGGGACCAACCAUUGAUCCGCAGAGAGAGAGAGAGAGAUGGCGGAUUUGUUCCACAGGCAGGCAAAGAAUUACGCAGAGUCUCGGCCGAGUUACCCAGAAGAGCUGUUUGAAUUCAUUGCCUCAAAGACUCCAAAUCACGACCUUGUUUGGGAUGCCGGCACCGGCAGUGGCCAAGCCGCUAAAUCUCUAGCAAAGCUGUACAAGAAUGUGGUAGGCACAGACACGAGCCAGGAGCAACUUGACUACGCACCCAAGCUCCCCAACGUGCGAUACCAAUGCACCCCUUCGAACAUACCCAUGUCCGAGCUCGAAUCCAGUGUGGCACGCUCGGGAACGGUCGAUCUUGUCACCAUAGCCGCAGCCCUCCACUGGUUUGACCUCCCCACCUUCUACCAGCAAGUCAAACAGGUUCUCAAAAAACCCCACGGCGUCAUUGCUGCCUGGUGCUACAGCGUUGCCAACGACAAUAUUCCCUUGGUCAAUGAGAAAUUCGGCGCUGCUUUCCGACAGUUUUAUGCUGACUCCCAGCCUUACUGGGACCUAGCGCGUAAGGUUAUGGACGACAAGUACAGAGGGAUCGAUUUCCCAUUUGAGCCGGUAGGCGAUGGGGCGAACCACACGGGGCCAUUCGAGUUCACGACUGAAAGGGUGAUUGAUUUGGAAGGCUUUCUCACGUUCAUAAGGUCGUGGUCAGCUUAUCAGACGGCAAAGGAGAAAGGAGUUGAGCUUUUGAGAGAUGAUGUGGUUGAGAGUUUCAAGAGAGCUUGGAGUGAAGAUGGUGGUGAUCGAAAGGUCGUGAAGUCCACUAUUUAUCUAAGGAUUGGAAAAGUCGGAAACUUAGAGUGAGAGGAGACUCAUGUGUGCAUUUCUGUAGAUCCCACAGAAAUGUGUAGUAUCACGUAACGGUACUCUCGAAAUGUUGUAUAAUUUCACGUACUAGAAUAACAUGGUUGCAAUAUAUUUUGGCACGACUUUUUCAUAUAUGAAAACAAGUUCUACAUAUCA
Molecule: messenger RNA, 1072 nt
Organism: Rhododendron vialii
Lineage: Eukaryota; Viridiplantae; Streptophyta; Magnoliopsida; Ericales; Ericaceae
Exons: 2
Coding region: 104-913 (269 amino acids)
Molecular function (GO): S-adenosylmethionine-dependent methyltransferase activity
Source: RefSeq, a predicted model, not a curated record